AUGGAUGGAACCAAGGCUCGAGUAGAUGCCACGUUCGAAGAUGUUGCGAAGACAACCGUUGGUAGUAGUAAUGCGACCGGGACGACACACAUGCAUGGCGACCGAGCGUUGAGGAUCAUCGGCCAUGGGCGAAUCAGCUUGACUGAAGAAGAUAACAGACGAAUCAGGCGUAAGACGGACAAGGUCAUCAUGACCAUCCUUGUCUGGGUAUACUUCCUCCAAAUCUUAGACAAGACCGCCCUGGGCUACGCCGCCACCUUCGGGCUGUCCAAGUCGACCCAUCUCAGCGGCAGCCAGUACUCCUUCGUCGGAUCCAUAGCACCCAUCGCACAGCUAGCAUGGCAGCCCUUCUCGUCCUAUCUCAUCGUCAAGGUGUCGCAUCGCAUCCUGAUGCCGACCUUGUGUCUAGGCUGGGGCAUCGCGCAGACCGCCAUGGCCGCCUGCCGGAACUACGGCGACCUCCUUGCUGCGCGGUUCUUCCUGGGCCUGUUCGAGGCGGGAUGUCUUCCCCUAUUCUCGUUGAUCACGUCGCAGUGGUUCAGGAGGGCUGAACAGCCGCUUCGCGUUGCUGCGUGGUAUAGUACCAAUGGCCUGGCCACCAUCGUCGCCUCUGCCCUUUCGUACGGGCUUGGCCAUAUUCCCUCUGAUCGACUAGAAUCCUGGCAAAUUCCCCUUCGUGUACUGGAAGCUAGACGACGACAUCCCUCCGCCCGCUUCCUCUCAGAGGAAGACAAACCAAAAGCAAUCGAGCGACUGCGCGCCAACCAGACCGGCACAGGCAGCCGCGACUUCAAAUGGCGCCAAGUCCUCGAACUGUGCCUCGAGCCCAAGACGUACCUCUGGAUAGCCCUAUCCUUAUUCCUAAAUGCCGGCGCCUCGGUCACCAACACCUUCGGCCCCCUGAUCCUAAACGGCUUGGGGUUCGACAAGUACACCACGUCGCUCCUCAACAUCCCCUUCGGCUUCGUGCAGUUCGUCAUCAUCCUCUUCGCCUCCUGGUUCGCGCAGCACUUCCGCAUCAAGUCCGCCAUCCUCUUCGUCCUGACGCUGCCCGUCAUCGCGGGGCUCGUCGUCCUCUACGUCGUCCCGCGCGGCAACGGCUCGCAAAAUCAGGGCGCCCUGCUCGCGGGCUACUACCUCCUCGCGUUCCUGUUCGGCGGCGUCCCCAUCAUUGUGGCGUGGAUCGUAGCCAACACGGCAGGCACGACCAAGAAAUCCGUCGCCAUGUCCGUCUACAACGCCGCCUCGUCGACCGGCAACAUAAUCGGGCCCCUCGUCUUCAACUCCCGAGACGCCCCCGAGUACAUCCCCGGCCUGCGCGCCAUGCUGGGUAUCUUCGUCGCUCUGGCAGCGUGCGCUGUGCUUCAGGCCGUGAACCUCGCGUUCCUGAAUAGACUCCAGGAGCGCAGACGCGUCCGAAAUGGCAAGCCGGCCAAGAUCAUGGACACGAGUAUGGAGGACGAGUACCGUGAUAUCUCGCCGGGCGCGGACCCAUCCGAGGGCAUCGUUGAGGGGUCCGCGAGUGACAUCGCGCAGGCUGAGGCGGCACACGCGCCCCGACGUAUUGGCGACAAUGCCUUCUCGGAUAUGACUGAUGGUGAGAACGACGAGUUUGUGUACUUACUUUAA
Molecule: messenger RNA, 1629 nt
Organism: Anthostomella pinea
Lineage: Eukaryota; Fungi; Ascomycota; Sordariomycetes; Xylariales; Xylariaceae
Source: the annotation of a GenBank genome assembly